AGCGUCUCCCUCAUGGAUACCAGUACAGUUAGCUAAACAGCUUCUAUUUAUCGAGCAGAAAUCGUCUUUAGUACCGUUUAUAUUUCUACAGGUUGGACAUUAAAACCACGUUAGAUAUGUUCAGCGAUUUUUUGCACAUUAAAUCACUUUGCUGAGGCAGAUAAUUUGUGGACUCAAUGAACUCCAGAAAAUCUCAAAAGAUGGGUGACAGUCUGGCAAGUGAAAGUGAUCUUCUGUCAAUGAUCAGAGAGUAUCUGAAGUUUGGUGAGUUCGAAGAGACGGUGAAAGUCUUCGAAAAGGAAGUCAAAUGCAAAGGAAAACCCGCCCUCAAAACUUCAUCACCCUCACCCCGAGACUCCAAAACCAUCCUCAUUCACAAAGAUUUUGUCAGCUCAUUUAACAAUGGAGACUACAAGGUGUUCUUUGAGCUGUGGGCUAAAAAUAUUCCUCCAGAGAUCCGAGAUUUUGACCAAGUAGCCCAAAAACUGGAAUUCUAUGUGCAGAUUCAUUUCACCAUAUAUCCUCUAAAGUCCCCUGUUGGAAGUCACGAUAAAGCGGAGUUUGACAAAAGGAUCUCUCAUUUCAAACAUUACCUUGAGACUAGAGGGGCAGCUUUGAGUCAGACCACAGAGUUCCUGCCAUUUUACGCCUUGCCCUUUGUGCCCAAUCCCAUGCUGCAUCCAUCCUUCCAGGAGCUUUUCCAGGAUUCCUGGAUGCCAGAGUUGAGGGAAAGGCUUAAGAAGUUUCUGUCAACAACCCUGAAAGCUUCGAACGCACCAAGACUUCUGACUUUAUAUAGAGAAGGAGCAAAAGGCAACACAGGUCACGUAGAGGUGAUUCAGCAAAUGCAACUCCAUCUGGCCGAGGCAGAGGGGAAGUCUGCCAGCUACAUGAGGAGAUUCGCUAAACUGCAGGCCGACCAUCACAACCUCAUUGGAGUCACGGCCGAGCUGGUGGAUUCACUGGAGGCCACAGUCCGUGGAAAGAUGAUCUCCCCAGAGUACCUGCAGGGCAUGUGUGUUCGACUCUUCAGUGGUCCCAUGAGACAGAGUGCUGCUCAGAGUAUAGACUUCACCAGACCCGGAACUGGAUAUUACUCUAUGAGCCCUUAUGAUGAUGGAUAUGCAUCCUCAAUGCUACGGGCAUCUGUGGCACCUCAGAGACCCAAAGAUGUGCCUUUGCUGCCUUCUCUGGACUAUGAAAAGUUGAAGAAGGACUUGGUGAAUGGAUCAGAUAGACUGAAGGCUUUGCUGCUCCAGGCUUUGCGCUGGAGGUUGACUCGAUCUCUUCAUGGUGAGCAAAGAGACACAGUACUUCAGGCUUUCAUUAGCAAUGAUCUUCUGGAGCGCUACAGUACCAAACAGAAAGCUGUCCUUCAUCUGAUAAAAUCUAAGAGUGAGAUUGUCAGACAGUAUAUGGCACGACUCAUCAACGCCUUGGCCUCUUUAUGUGACGGGCGGAUGUACUUGUCUCAGAUUCCCUCUCUACUGAGGUUUCUACUCGACUGUCUGAAGACAGAAGAGAAAGAGUCUGUAACUCGAGAGAACGUGCUGGCAGCACUGCAGAAACUGAGCCUCAGACGAGCACAACAGUCUGCUAUGAUUAGAGAUGGUUUGAUUGGCUGGUUGGUUAAAGAGCUCCAUGACUCUGACUGUCUGUCUGACUACACGCUCGAAUACGCCAUCUCCCUCCUCAUGAACCUCUGCCUGCGAACUCAAGGUAAGAAAAAGUGCACGGAAGAGGCCAAGCAGGUCUUGAAAGUUCUGACGGAGCUACUGGGACAUGAGAACCACGAGAUCCGAUACUAUGUGAAUGGAGCUCUGUACAGCAUCCUUUCCAUGCCAGAGAUACGAGAGGAGGCGAAACAGAUGAGUAUGGAGGAGAUCUUGCGCUGUUACACAAAAGAAGAAAACCCUGAACUCAACAGACAGAUCGAGUUCAUCAUUAAACAACUUAACUCAGCAGACGUACCUGAACAUGAAGUGGAGUCAGAUGAUGAGGAUGAUGAUGAUGAUGAUGAUGAUGAUGAUGAGGAGGACGUUAUGGAGGCAGAUCUGGAUAAAGAGGAAGUCCUGCAGCCUCAGCCGAAAGAACUCACUGGGGAGUCUUUACUGACAACAGAGUAUCUUGGAAUUAUGACCAACAUGGUAAAAAUGAAAAGAAGAUCAUGUCCUCCAUCAUCACGCAGCAUAGAUGAACCCCUCCAGAGGCCUGUUACACCCAGUUCCCACAAAAACACCAAAGCUGGGGGAGAUGGUGUCUACCCACUCAGCAGACAGAGAUGUGAAGAUAGCCUCGCCCGCUCACGCUUCAGUUCCCGGCCACCUACCCACACUGGCAGCCGUCCCAGCACUGCUGAAUCCGUCCACCAAACACUGGCAACAGAUUCAGAAUGCUGGCGUUCCUCAGUGGAGUCGGGACUUGUGGGGUCCCCAGAGAGACUUAUCCCUCCGCCAGGCCAGAACGACACAAACAGCCAUUCGUACAGUGGGCAGAUCAUGAGCUUUGCAUGCCAGCCAAAGAUUCCUUGCAGCCCUGACAGUGACGCAGGCAACACUGGCAGGUCCCGUCUCCCCCCGCUCGCCCCCCAGUUCUCCAACAGUGAGCCACAGCAAAGUGUCAGCAGGCCCAGUUCGGGCGGGGUCUCAAGCGGACGGCCCAGUCAACAGAGCAGUCAGUCCAACAGGAAGUGAAAAGGGAACCUUUCAUCAGGAGUGGUUUAUCGACAGAGGAGCAUCCAACUUCCUGUAACAGCAUCCAGCAUUCUUAUCUGGGUCAGGCCAACUAAUACGACCGUAAGGCUGGUGAAACAAAGCUCAGGAUUGUGGCUCUUGAGGGCCUUUCAACCCCAAUUGUAACACUACACGCUUUAGCAAUAAUCACAACAAGUACUUUCAUUAUGCCACAAGCCUCCAAACACCUGGCACUCCACUCCUGCUUUGUUACUCUUUAAUCUCAACCACCCUCACUCGCAGGGAGCAUAUUUAUUUCAAAACAGAUGGAUUAAGCUUGUUUACAGUAAAUGUAGAUGUAUAAUGCUUAUAAAUUGUACUUGCAAUUCAUUAAAUCUUCAUUUUAGUUUUGUAACAGCUUUUGUGUGUGCCUGCUUAUGGAUUUACUUUCAUUUUAGAGUAUUGUAUUAUUUUAAUAAUCAUAGUUGCUUGGCAUGAUGUGUGUAAAAUAAACUGGACAGAGGUAACACAGGUUAAUUUGAAGUACUGUAGUUGUUUUGCUUUGUGUUUUGAAAUGGUUUACUACUUAUUAUUUCUGAAUAUUUUUGUACAUUAUAAUAAAGUUUAUAUAAAAAAUGA
Molecule: messenger RNA, 3311 nt
Organism: Myxocyprinus asiaticus (Chinese sucker)
Lineage: Eukaryota; Metazoa; Chordata; Actinopteri; Cypriniformes; Catostomidae
Product: lisH domain-containing protein ARMC9
Exons: 26
Coding region: 177-2693 (838 amino acids)
Biological process (GO): cilium assembly
Cellular component (GO): ciliary tip; ciliary basal body; centriole
Molecular function (GO): protein binding
Source: RefSeq, a predicted model, not a curated record